UUUAAUCGCUCAGUGCCACAAAAAACAGCUUUAACAAUUUAAACAAAAAUGGACAUUACGACUAAGCAAGGUGAAUUUCCCCUGGUAAAACUCUCUACAAAGUUGUUAAGAAACAUUCGUUUUUGGAACGAUUCUCCGGGACAAAGGAUUCCUUCCUUCGGUUUGCUGGUUACUGCCACAUAUCCAAUAAUAUGGCUUAUCCCUAGCUGGUUGUUUCUUGUCAGCUCGCAGGAUAAUGUCACACAUUUCAUGAAGGCAGCUAACGAACAGAUAGUGUUCUCCCUUAUCUUCUGCAAAUUGUGCUUCUACGCAAUUCAUUUUCGUCGUUGGGAGAAGCUGUUUUACAAUCUGCAACGUUCGUUCAGCAGCGUUCUGAACAAUCCAAGUCUCGAGAUUCAAACCAUUUUGGGACACGUAACGAAAUCGACCCAUAAGCUCACUAAAUACUACUGUUCUACAGUAAGCUUCAACUGUGCUGCGUACGGCUUAUUUCCAAUGUUGUUCGUAGUGGUUAAAUAUGCCGUGACGGGUUCGUACGACGUACCGCUUUCAACACCGAUCGAGGCAAACUAUUUUAUCCCCGGCCUGCGUACAAACUUUGGGUUUGGUUGCCAGUGA
This is a messenger RNA of Anopheles merus, 618 nucleotides long. RefSeq lists its product as uncharacterized. The transcript has 2 exons. Lineage: Eukaryota; Metazoa; Arthropoda; Insecta; Diptera; Culicidae. The record is from RefSeq and is a predicted model, not a curated record. The coding region runs from base 49 to 618 and encodes 189 amino acids.